AGGACACGCACGACUGCAAAACUGUGUCAAUACUGAAAUGUGUGACCUAAUGCCAGCUUCGCAACCUGUCGAAAAAAUCGGCAAAAUGAAAAAGUUAAGAAGAACUUUGUCUGAGAGUUUCAGUCGAAUCGCUUUCAAGAAAGAGGACAGUGGCUUUGAUGAGAUAUGUGUCACAAAGAUGUCCACACGAAGCUCCCAGGGAUCAGACUCGGUCAUUAAACCCCUGGACACCAUCCCUGAGGACAAGAAAGUGCGAGUGCAGCGAACGCAGAGCGGUUUCGACCCGUUCGAGAAGCCGGCCAGCCAAGUGAAACGAGUCCACUCAGAAAACAAUGCCUGCAUCAACUCCAAAAGCUCCUCUGCCGCAAAAGAGUCUCCCAAACUCCGCCGCCAUUCCAGUCCCAGUUCUCCCACAAGCCCUAAGUUUGGAAAAGCCGACUCAUAUGAGAAGCUGGAGAAACUGGGAGAGGGUUCAUAUGCCACGGUCUACAAAGGGAAGAGCAAGGUGAACGGAAAGUUGGUGGCUCUGAAGGUAAUUCGACUCCAAGAAGAGGAGGGAACCCCGUUUACUGCCAUCCGGGAGGCUUCGCUCCUCAAAGGCUUGAAACAUGCAAACAUAGUGCUGUUACACGACAUCAUUCAUACCAAGGAAACUCUGACACUGGUCUUUGAGUAUGUGCACACAGACCUAUGCCAGUACAUGGACAAACAUCCAGGCGGCCUGCACCCAGACAACGUCAGGUUAUUCCUGUUCCAGCUGUUACGAGGUCUGUCCUAUAUACAUCAGAGGUACAUCCUUCAUCGGGAUCUCAAACCUCAGAACCUUCUCAUCAGUGACACAGGGGAGCUCAAACUCGCUGACUUCGGUCUGGCGCGGGCCAAGUCUGUCCCCAGUCACACAUACUCUAAUGAGGUAGUGACUCUCUGGUACCGUCCUCCAGACGUGCUGCUGGGCUCCACCGACUACUCCACCUGUCUGGACAUGUGGGGUGUCGGAUGUAUCUUUGUGGAGAUGAUCCAGGGCGUAGCGGCGUUCCCCGGAAUGAAGGACAUUCAGGAUCAGCUGGAGAGGAUAUUCCUGGUCCUUGGUACGCCCUCAGAGGAGACUUGGCCAGGUGUCCACUCUCUCCCUCACUUUAAGCCAGAACGAUUUACUGUCUACAGCCCCAAGAAACUAAGGCAAGCAUGGAAUAAGCUGGGCUACGUGGACUACGCUGAAGAGCUGGCCUCCCGAUUCCUCCAGUGCUUCCCAAAGAACCGGCUCUCUGCCCAGGCCGCCCUCAACCAUGAAUACUUCAGUCAGCUUCCUCCACGGCUCUGGGAACUGCCUGACAUGUCUUCUAUCUUCACAGUACCAAAUGUAAAACUACAUGCUGAAACAGGAGACAGCAUCCAAGUGUGUAGCAAGACAAACAGCCAUGGAAAAGGGACCUCGAAUAGCAAGCACUGACCCUGUAGGACUUUACCCACCGUUAAAGAACCAGGGGGCAGCUGUCAUCUGUCAGGAGAGGAUGGAGAAAAAGAUGAGGACAGAGAUGGAGUGAGAUGAAGACAU
Messenger RNA from Chanos chanos (milkfish), 1555 nucleotides. RefSeq names its product cyclin dependent kinase 14 (gene cdk14). Gene Ontology annotation, molecular function: cyclin-dependent protein serine/threonine kinase activity; cyclin binding; ATP binding. The record is from RefSeq and is a predicted model, not a curated record. Gene Ontology annotation, biological process: protein phosphorylation. Gene Ontology annotation, cellular component: nucleus; cytosol; cytoplasm. NCBI's taxonomy places the organism in Eukaryota, Metazoa, Chordata, Actinopteri, Gonorynchiformes, Chanidae. The transcript is spliced from 15 exons. The coding region runs from base 38 to 1450 and encodes 470 amino acids.